AUGAGAGCGAUCGAUAGCUAUCUAAUGUGCAGUCGCCAACCUCAGCGACUGACGAUCGCUCGUCGCCAUGCUAUACUCCUCGAGGACGUUCUCGUGUUCUCUCAGCGAUUUCCUCAACCACUCACUGGAUGUGGAAAGAAUCUCCAAAAGAGACCAUCGGCAGAAUUCGCAGUAAGAACCGUCAAGGUACGAUCCAGAGACAUCGACAAAAAUGUACCUUGCGCAAUCCUUCGCAAUGUUGCGAAUAUGCGAGACGAACCGACAGAUUUUGAAACUUUGCCUGAAACAGAUGAACACGACGUGCAUGAGGAUAUCGAAGAAGACCCUCUGCCUUUGGAUUGCACUUAUUAA
Messenger RNA from Cylicocyclus nassatus, 351 nucleotides. Lineage: Eukaryota; Metazoa; Nematoda; Chromadorea; Rhabditida; Strongylidae. The record is from the annotation of a GenBank genome assembly.